Striga hermonthica is the source of this 482-nucleotide messenger RNA. NCBI's taxonomy places the organism in Eukaryota, Viridiplantae, Streptophyta, Magnoliopsida, Lamiales, Orobanchaceae. The record is from the annotation of a GenBank genome assembly.
GUAAAAUGACUAAAUCACCAUUUGUUGGACAAGUGGAGCGAGCUAAAGGUCUGUUGGAUUUGAUCCAUACAGAUGUUUGUGGACCACUAAAUGUUAGUGCCAAGGAGAACUACCACUACUUCAUAACUUUUAAUGAUGAUUAUUCACGGUAUGGUUAUGUAUACCUAUUAAGGUAUAAAUUUGAAGUACUUAAAAAGUUCAAAGAAUUCAGAAGUGAAGUGGAGAAACAAAUUGGUCGUAGUAUUAAAGUUUUUCGAUCGGAUCGAGGAGGUGAAUAUUUGACCAAUGAGUUUCUUGAUUAUUUACAAGAUAAUGGGAUUAUUUCACAGUUGACGCCUCCUGGAACUCCACAACUCAAUGGAGUUUCAGAAAGGAGGAAUCGAACAUUGUUGGAUAUGGUUCGAUCAAUGAUGAGUUCCACUAGUUUACCUCUUUCAUUCUGGGGCUAUGCCUUAGAAACAGCAGCACAUAUUUUGAACAGA